Molecule: messenger RNA, 3292 nt
Organism: Acipenser ruthenus (sterlet)
Lineage: Eukaryota; Metazoa; Chordata; Actinopteri; Acipenseriformes; Acipenseridae
Product: calpain-7
Exons: 21
Coding region: 433-2874 (813 amino acids)
Biological process (GO): proteolysis
Molecular function (GO): calcium-dependent cysteine-type endopeptidase activity
Source: RefSeq, a predicted model, not a curated record
CAAAUACCAGCACGUCCCUCCUGCAGUCAGCUCUUCACAGUAAUACUCCGCCCCUUCGAAACCCGGAAGUGAAUUGGUUCUGUUUGCUUGAUCAAAGUUUUCAAUAUAAAGACGACGGAGGAGGAAGGGGAAUUUGCAGUGUGGCAGCGCUACAAUUUGUUAAAUUACACAUAUCUGACAAAUUAACGCGACUGUCAUUACAGCUGCCGAAAGACGCUUUUUUUUAUCACGGUGGAUGGAUUUUUUUUUUUCUUUAAGGGGGGGCGUAUUAAAAUUCAGUAAGGAACUGACAGCAAGAAGCUGGUUUAAUAGCUGUUGUUUCAUGAGCUGGACACAUAUGAGUGAAUAGAGUAUCCUGCAUGGUGUAGUCGACUUCACUGGUGAUACAAUACAUUCACGUGUCAUUUGUUUAUCUGUCAUUAAGUCAGAACUAUGGAUUCCUCGGCUUUGGAGUUGGAUGCAGUAAAAUUCGCUAAAUCUGCCGUUUUGAAUGACCAAAAGGGGAAAUACAAUGAAGCUGUUUUUUAUUAUAAGGAAGCUGCUCAGGCCUUGAUUUAUGCCGGAAUGGCAGGAUCAAAAUUGGAGAAUAUUCAGGAUAAAAUUAGCGAAUACUUAGACAGGGUGGAGGCCCUUCACACUGCAGUUCAGGCACAGAGCAUUGAUCCUCUUAAGUCAAAGCAUCAGCUUGAUCUGGAGCGGGCUUACUUUCUGGUCACACAGGCCUUUGACGAUGAUGAGAAAGGCAACGUGGAAGAAGCUAUAGAACUAUACACGCAGGCUGUGGAACUGUGUAUAGAAACGGCUAAUGAGACUUCUGACCAAACCCUCCAACUCAAACUGAAACAACUAGCUCGGCAGGCCCUUGACAGGGCAGAGGGUCUUAAAGACGCCCUGGCUAAGCCAGCUGCCAAAGACAGACCUGCAUCAGCCAAACCCAGUAAUCCAGUGAGAACCUUCCAGCCCCUGGGACCCGACUUCAGCCUGCAAGAUAAACCCCAGCCAGUCCGACCGGUGCAGUCCUGCGAGCCACAAGGGCAGAAGUACACAUACGAGGAGAUUGAAGUCUUGAGGAAGACCUCUAAGAUUAAUGGUAUAGAAUAUGUCCCAUUCAUGAGCGUUGACCUAAAGGAACGGUUUGCCUUCCCAAUGCCAUUUUCAGAUAAAUGUGGAAAGCUCGCCCUGUCACCCAAACAGAAAGCCAUAUUCUCCAGAUGGGUUCGACCAGAUGAAAUUUCCAACAACCCCAUCAUGAUCUUCACUGUGUCCAGCUUUAGCAUCAAACAAACUGUGGUAUCAGACUGCUCUUUUGUGGCAUCACUGGCAAUAAGUGCAGCAUACGAGAGACGUUACAACAAGAAGUUAAUCACAAGCAUUAUCUACCCUCAGAACAAAAAAGGACAGCCUGAGUAUAACCCAUGUGGGAAGUACAUGGUCAAGCUUCAUAUAAACGGGGUUCCCAGAAAGGUUAUAAUUGAUGACUAUUUGCCAGUGGAUCACAAUGGGGAGCUGCUCUGUUCCUACUCCAGCAACAAGAAUGAGCUGUGGGUGUCCCUGAUUGAGAAAGCCUACAUGAAGGUCAUGGGGGGAUACGAUUUCCCAGGUUCCAAUUCGAAUAUUGAUCUUCAUGCUCUAACUGGUUGGAUCCCUGAACGAAUUGCGAUGCAUUCAGACAAUCAAGCUUUCAGCAAAGACGACACUUUUCGAAUGCUGUAUCAAAGGUUUCAUAAGGGACACGUCCUCAUUACGACAGCGACAGGGGUGAUGACAGAGGAGGAAGGCGAGCGGUGGGGCCUGGUGCCCACACAUGCUUACGCUGUCCUGGACGUUCGAGAAUACAAGGGGCUUCGGUUUCUUCAGCUCAAAAAUCCUUGGAGCCACUUACGCUGGAAAGGUCGCUUCAGCGAGCGCGACGAGAAGAGCUGGACGACAGAACUGCUCAAAUACCUCAACUUCGACCCCAAAACCGCACAGAAAUUUGACAACGGGGUGUUCUGGAUUACCUGGGAAGACCUGUGUCAGUACUAUGAUGUGAUAUAUCUGAGCUGGAGUCCUGCACUUUUUAAAGAAUCAUCUUGCAUUCACAGCACUUGGGAAGCGAAGCAGGGUCCAGUGAAAGAUGCCUACAGCCUGGCUAACAACCCACAGUUCAAGCUGGAGGUGCAGUGUCCACAAGGGGGAGCUGCAGUCUGGGUUCUGCUCACCAGACACAUCACAGAUAAGGAUGACUUUGCUUCUAACCGAGAGUUCAUCACCUUGGUUGUGUACAAGACAGAUGGAAAGAAGGUCUACUACCCAAGUGACCCUCCACCUUAUAUUGAUGGCAUUCGAAUAAACAGCCCUCACUACCUUACUAAAAUCAAGCUGACGACCGCAGGGACCCAUACCUUUUCUCUGGUGGUAUCUCAGUAUGAGAAGCAGAAUACUAUUCACUAUACAUUGAGGGUGUACUCCGGAUGUAAAUUUAAUUUCUCAAAGAUCCCUACUCCCUACACUCAUUACAAGAGGAGCAAUGGUCAGUGGAAAGGGCACAGUGCUGGUGGCUGUGGGAACUACAAAGAGACCUACAAGCACAACCCGAUCUACCAGUUCCAGCUGGAGAAGCCAGGGCCACUGCUGAUUGAACUGCGAGGGUCACGGCAGUACAGCGUUGGGUUUGAAGUCAUUACUGUCUCUACAGUGGGGGAACCUGGACCUUCAGGCUUUCAAAAGAAAAGCAGCGGAGAUUACAGGUGUGGAUUUUGCUACAUGGAGGUUGAUUUUGUACCUGCUGGUGUUUACAACAUCAUUCCCACCACCUUUCUCCCCAAUCAGGAGGGUCCCUUUUUCCUGGACUUUAACAGCACAACGCCACUACGGGUUUCCCAGCUCCAGUGAUGUUGGGUCGGGGUGGGGGGAAGACAGCUGCCCAGUUCUCAGGAUGCACUUACUCAGAGGUCAGGGUUAAAGGUCCAGUGAGACACUCACAACUGGCAAGUAUGUGGACUUGUUCUGGUAUGGCUGGAUACUGCAACACUGGAACAGCUGUAGAGGGAUUGACACUGCUGAUGGACUCUGUUUACUGUAGUUCUCGUGGUCGUAUUAUUCAACCAAAAAGGAUUUGCCAACCAUCUGGACCAUGCCUGCGUUGGAAUAUGCAUUUACACUUCACUGUACGUCGCCAAAAAAAAAAAAACAAUUCCAUUAAGCACACAAAAUCUGAUUAUUGUUAGCGGUAGCAGAGUAUAUGCCCUUGAUAUUUUAGGUGAAGUUGGAAGAUCGUUUGUUGUUCAUUAAUAAAUGCACUUCUUCUUUU